AUGCGGCAGGUCAAUACAGAACAACUGAAGCUGUGGUUGGAGGACAGCAAAUCGGCAGAGGGCCGGCGGCGGCUGCUCGCUGAUGGCGGCGUUGCUGCUGCGGCUCGCGGCUUGCUGCUCGCAUUCGUGGCGUGGCACGAGCAGUGCGGCGCCGCGCCGGCUGCAGAGCAGCUGCUGCUCUCGCUGCGCCUCCUGCGCAACGCGUGCGCCGCGGGCGCGCCCGGCGCUGCCUGCCUGAUGCGGGGCGGGCUGCAGUGCGUCGUCCCUGCCGUCGCCGCAGACCUGUCCGCGCGCCUGUCCUCCCGCGCCGUCUCCUCCCCGGCGCGCGGGGACGAGCGGCAGCUGCUGCUGGCGGCCGUGCAGCUGCUCGCCAACUUCUCGGUGGCUUCCGAGGCGGCGGCGCGCGCGAUCUGGCGGGAGUGCUUCCCGGCGGUCUACGAGCAGCUGACCGCCACUGACGACGUGGACAUCCAAGCGGCAGCCACGCUGUCUAUGCUGUCGGCCUGCAAGGCCUCCCCGGCCGCUGCCGCGCAGCUCGCGGCGCCGGCCGGUGCCGGCGUCUGGCGGCGGCUGCUGGCGGCCCUAGUGGACACCGGCGAGAGCGGCGCCGAUGAGGGCGGCGGCGGCGACGAUGGCGCGCAGGGGGCGCCAGGCAAGGUCGAGGAGUCGAGGGCGGUGCGCGGCGGCGGCCGCGGCGCGAACGACUGCCUUGGGCUGCUGGCUAAGGCGGUGGCUCUGCAGCAUGGGCUGCUCUCCCAGCUGAUGCGCUCCCUCGAGGCGCCGCUGGCAGGAGAAAACAGGGCGGCCUCGGAAGCGGCCGCGGCGGCGGACGCGGCGGGAGGGCGGGCGGAAGGCUACACGCGCAGCUGGCGUUGGAACGGCGCGCACGUCGCCGUGCUGCAUCUAUUGGCACACGAAGUGCAGCGGGCGCCCGCUGCCGAUGCCGCGGCAUCCGACGCCGGCGGCGCCUGCAACGGCGCCGCGGCGGCCACGCGGUGGCCGCGAUGUGCGCUGCGGCUCGUGCGCGCGGCGGCGGACGACGUGCGCCGCGCGCAAGCGGGGCUGGGCGGCGCCGGGGGGCUGGCCGCGGCGGCGGCGGCGACGCACGCGUUGGAAGCUGCGAUGCAGCUGAUGCGGGCGGUGGCGCAGCGGGAGGACGGCGGCGCGCCGCUCUGCGGCGGCGCGGACGCCGUGGCUUUGAUGGGAGGAUUUGAGGAGGUCAGUGAAGAUGGAGAGCAGGGGCAGCAGCAGGUGGGACCAGAGCAGGAGCAGCAACAGGAGCAGGAGCAAGAAGCGCAGGAGGAGGGGGAGCAUGCCGCAGUAGCAGAGAAGAAGGAGCAGCAGCAGCAGGAGCAAGCGCACGAGCAGCAGGGCCAGCAGCAGGCGGAGCAGGAGCAGCAGCAACAGCAACAGCAAGAGGAGCAGCAGAAGCAGCAGCAGGAACAGGAACAGGAACAGGAGAAGGCCCGCGAGGGAGAGGCCGCAAGCCCGGCGGCCGUCCGCGCCGCCCCUGAGCAAGAGCAGGACGCCGAGGGGCAUGAGCAGGGGCGGGAGCAGGGCGCUUGCGCCCUGGUGGACUCGAUGCUCGGCCUGCUAGCCGCCCUCGGCCCGCCCAUCAACCCGCGGCGCCCCGACGCGUCGGAGCACGCCCGGCUGCGCGGCGAGCAUCUCCGCCUGCUCGCGCCGCGCGCCGCCGCGCUGCGCGCCGCGGCGGGCGCGCCGGCGGCGGCGCCGUACCCGGGCUACCGCGCCGACGUCAUCUGCGUGCUGUCAAACGCGCUGCACGGCCGCCCCGCGGCGCAGCGCGCGGCCGCCGCCGGCGGCGCGGCGGAGCUGCUGCUCUCCAGCACGCAGCUGGAUGAGGCGGCCCCCGUCGCGCGCGAGUGGGCGCUGUGGGGCGUCCGCAACCUGUGCGCGGGGGGCGGCGGGGAGGAGGCGCGCGCGCGGAUGGCGGCGCUGCAGCUGCAGGACGUCGCGGCGGCGCCCGAGCUAGAGAGGAUGGGGCUGCAGGUGAAGGUCGAUGCAAGGGGCAAGCUCAGCGUGGCGCCGCAGCGUGCGUAG
Molecule: messenger RNA, 2061 nt
Organism: Monoraphidium neglectum
Lineage: Eukaryota; Viridiplantae; Chlorophyta; Chlorophyceae; Sphaeropleales; Selenastraceae
Exons: 3
Coding region: 1-2061 (686 amino acids)
Cellular component (GO): cytosol
Source: RefSeq, a predicted model, not a curated record